AUGACGUUCUCCUGUCUGCCGUUUACCACUUUUGGAGUUAUUUUCUUAACACUGCAAAUUUUACACCAAGGCAACAGUAUGUGUACACUCAAUGGUAACCCGUUUCGGAGAACAGAGCUGUUCGAUCUACGAUUCAGUGCCUAUACUCUUUCAGCAAGUUCUCAAACCUUGAAUGAUUGUGUAUCACUUUGCGAUUCAAAUCUUUGCAUAUCGUUUGGAUAUAAUUAUCUCACUGCGGUAUGCUACCUUUACGAUAGAAGAGUUUUAUUCGGAGAAGAUUCUGCUGUAUUUGAAGACGGAAUGGUAAAUUACUGGACUGUCGCAGAGUCAUGCCCGGGGGAUUAUACAUUUACAAGCACAACAAAUUUAUGUUAUAAAUUGGUUUAUACCAAGCUGAAUCAUUCGAUGGCCAAUAACGUCUGUGCUGCUGAUGGUGGACAUUUACUUAUACUUGAUUCACCAACUAAAAGGACUUACUUUUUCUCGGAGCAUGGUUAUGAUCUAAGAAAUUUUCUGGUUGGGGGUCAACAAGAAGCAGGAGGGGGGUAUUGGGCGUGGUUUAAUGGUGCCCCUAUAACUAUAUGGCUUUAUAACCAACCUGAUGAUUGGUACACCGAGGAUUGUCUCAUCCUAUAUUACUCACCUAAUUCAGUAAGGUAUUUAGGUCUGCAAGCGGGUAUAACCACAAAUGAUAUUGGCUGUGGUAACAGAGCAAAAUUUAUAUGUGAAAUACCAUUAAGCCCUUAA
Lottia gigantea (owl limpet) is the source of this 747-nucleotide messenger RNA. RefSeq lists its product as hypothetical. The record is from RefSeq and is a predicted model, not a curated record. Bases 1 to 747 code for a protein of 248 amino acids. NCBI's taxonomy places the organism in Eukaryota, Metazoa, Mollusca, Gastropoda, Lottiidae. The transcript is spliced from 3 exons.